AUGAAGAUCAAGACGGUGUCGCGCAGCGCGAAGAAGGAGGCCCGGGACACGGCGGACCACAAGUACGUGCGGCGCAACCUCGACCCGGCGGCGCACCCCUUCGCCGCGGCCCGGGAGCACCAGCGCGCCGUCGUCGCCGCGAAGCUCGACCGCAUGAUGGCCAAGCCCUUCGUCUGCGCUUUGGACGGCCACCGCGACGCCAUCACGUGCCUGGGCACGCCGCGGCGCGGCCAGCUCGUCCAGGUCGUCUCCGGCGGCGCGGACGGCGAGUGCCGCGCGUGGGACCUCGCGAGCCGCAAGUGCGUCUGGCGCGCGCCGGCCCACGCGGGGCCCGUGGCCGGCGUCGUGUUGGCGCGGGCCGGCGACUCCUUCUUCUCCUGCGGCGAGCGGUCCAUCAAGCGGUGGGCGCUGGAGCGGCGGGGCGGCGACGACCGGCGGCCGGAGCCCCUGAACGUCUGGACGUCGCGGGGCACGGUGAAUGAUGUCGAUGCCUCCUGGCAGGGCGGCGGCGACGGCGCGCUCGUGAGCUGCGGCUCCGAGGGGGUCGUCGAACUGUGGGACCCGGAGCGGUCCGCGGCCGUGCGGUCGUGGUCUUGGGGCACGGACGCGGUCUACAAGGCGCGCUGGAACCCGGCGGAGCCGUCGCUCGUCGCCUCGACGUCCCGGGACCGCGCGGCGACGCUCUACGACACGCGCGCGAAGACGCCGCUAAGACGCUGCGUGCUCGCGGCGCCGUGCCGGGCUUUGGCCUGGAACCCGCGGGACCCGACGCACUUCGUCGUCGGGUCCGAGGACACCAUGUGCUACACCUUCGACGUGCGCAACCUCAAGCAGCCGAAGAUGAUCCACGAGGGCCACGUCGGCGCCGUCAACGACGUGUCGUUCGCGCCGAGCGGCCUCGAAUUCGCGUCGGCGUCCGCGGACCGCACCACCCGAAUCUUUGCGAGCCGCGGCGCGGGCUGCGGCCGCGCGCGCGAGACCUACCACGCCCUGCGCAUGCAGGCGUUGGCCGCCGUGCGCUUCACGGCCGACGCGUCCUUCGUGCUCACCGCGUCGGAGGACUUCAACCUCCGGGUCUGGAAGGCGCGGGCCUCGAAGAAGCUCGGGCCCGUGAGCUCCCGGGAGCGCGCGGCGCUGGACUACCGCGCGGCGCUCCUGGACCGCCACGCGCACAUGCCCACGGUGAAGCGCAUCGUCAAGUCGCGGAACCUGCCGAAGAUGGUCAAGAAGAUGCGCGACCGCCGCGACGAGGAGAAGGACCGCGCGCGCGCCAAGCUCCAGAAGACCAUGGACCACUCCCGGCCGGGCGCCGUCGCGCCCAAGGCCGCGCGGUCCAAGGUCGUGCUGAAGGAGCAGACGUAA
Aureococcus anophagefferens is the source of this 1362-nucleotide messenger RNA. RefSeq lists its product as hypothetical. Gene Ontology annotation, cellular component: nucleolus; small-subunit processome. The record is from RefSeq and is a predicted model, not a curated record. NCBI's taxonomy places the organism in Eukaryota, Pelagophyceae, Pelagomonadales, Pelagomonadaceae. Bases 1 to 1362 code for a protein of 453 amino acids. Gene Ontology annotation, biological process: maturation of SSU-rRNA from tricistronic rRNA transcript (SSU-rRNA, 5.8S rRNA, LSU-rRNA). Gene Ontology annotation, molecular function: protein binding. The transcript has 2 exons.